Molecule: messenger RNA, 684 nt
Organism: Nicotiana attenuata
Lineage: Eukaryota; Viridiplantae; Streptophyta; Magnoliopsida; Solanales; Solanaceae
Product: BAHD acyltransferase At5g47980-like
Exons: 2
Coding region: 1-684 (227 amino acids)
Source: RefSeq, a predicted model, not a curated record
AUGGCUAUUGGUGUAUGUGCUUCUCACAAAAUCGCCGACCGUGCCACGUUGUGCACCCUCAUCAAAGCGUGGGCAGUCAUUGCUCGAGCCAACCCUAGUAGUUCAUGUGUGGACAUUCCAGAAUUUGUUGGUGCUUCAACAUUUUUACCAGAACCUAUUCCUCAUGUUUCUCCCAACUGGUCUAAUAUAGUUGAAUCAUCCAAAGCCUUUGUUGGUAAUCAACAUGCAACUAAAUUUUUUUCCUUUGAUGCAUCUACUAUAGCGUCACUCAAGGCUAACGUCGUAAGCGACGACGCUGUGUCAAAGCCCACACGCGUCGAAGUCGUGUCCGCCGUGAUAAAAGGAAUUUCAGAAUUGAGUUCCAAAUAUGUGGAUAAAUCGAGACAUGAUGAGGCAAUCUUGGCCAUUAUCCAAGACAACUUGGAACUAGGACUUGCAUUUGUUGGAGGGGAGAUAGAGUUAUACAUUAAUAGUUGGUGUGGCUACAAAUUUUAUGAUGUUGAUUUUGGUUGGGACAAACCUUUAUGGGUUAGUCCAAUCGACCUGCCAGUCAAGAAUUUUAUUCUACUGAUGGAUUCAAGAGAUAGCGGUGGAAUAGAUGUAUGGGUGUAUUUAAAGGAGAAAGACAUGAAAGUUUUUGAGCAAGAGCUUAUUGACCAGCUAGCAAUUGGAUCUGCCAAAUAG